This is a messenger RNA of Penicillium maclennaniae, 228 nucleotides long. RefSeq lists its product as uncharacterized. NCBI's taxonomy places the organism in Eukaryota, Fungi, Ascomycota, Eurotiomycetes, Eurotiales, Aspergillaceae. Bases 1 to 228 code for a protein of 75 amino acids. The transcript has a single exon. The record is from RefSeq and is a predicted model, not a curated record.
AUGCGCCUGGCACCGAUCCUACUCUCGAUGGUCGCAGUAUCCUCUGCUGGCCCAUCUAACAUUUUCAACAAUAUCUACGACUUCUCAGAUGAGCUAGCAGAAUUCUAUGGCAAAGUCAGCAAAUACAUCGACGAUGUGAGACACGACGUGACACCCUCUGCUACCUGCGACACAUCCAAGAUCUCGCUGCCGUCAUUUGCUUCGGGACUUCCCAGUCCCGAGGAGUGA